This is a messenger RNA of Branchiostoma floridae (Florida lancelet), 5116 nucleotides long. Its product is annotated as ras association domain-containing protein 8-like. Bases 700 to 1974 code for a protein of 424 amino acids. The record is from RefSeq and is a predicted model, not a curated record. The transcript has 5 exons. NCBI's taxonomy places the organism in Eukaryota, Metazoa, Chordata, Leptocardii, Amphioxiformes, Branchiostomatidae. Gene Ontology annotation, biological process: signal transduction.
GAUAACAGUGAGCAACACCCCCCUCUUGUAAGUGGUCUCGUCCUGCCAGCCUCUCGGCCUGUGGCCAUCCCAUGGUGCCGUGCGCGGGUUGUUAUCGGAAGUGUCGAGCGGCAAACGGAGGUGAUUCCUCGGCCGGAGAGCUCAGCUUUCCCCGCGGUUUUCUCCUCACAUUUACGGUGAUCUCCGGAUCUGGAUCCGCCGGAAGUGUGCUGUGAUACGAGGGAAUUUGGAACUCGCAGAAAAUUGGGCGCGGGGCGGUGAAUCACACGCAGAAGCGUAUUGUAUAACCGUAGACAGAGUGCUUCUGUAAGAAAAAACCGUGUUCACGUUUGUCGUGCAAAAUCGUGCCCUUGGAAAGACUCCAACUAUCUUUGCUGAUAUCCUUGGAAGACAGCUUCAUUUACUGUUCCCUACAACAGGUCUGAGGUUCAUGGUUGGAAGUUAACAGAACUGAGAAGAAAUAACAUCAAAGAGAAAUAGAGAUGACCUGAUGAGGAAUUCUGUUCCUGUGAAUAAUACCAACACCAUCAACUGUUGAGUACUCAUCUACCAUGUCUACAGGACCAUUCUAGCCAACAUGUGACUUCCCAGAGUUCCUUCUCUGAAGAAUUCUAGAUGGAGCAGUAUGCACUGUUGAGUGAAUUCUGUAGAAUUGCACCUUGAAUUCUGUGCAACUGUUUGUAAAUAGAAAACAGCAAGAUGGAGAUGAAGGUGUGGGUUGAGGGUAUCCAGCGUGUGGUGUGUGGCGUGACAGAGAAAACCACCUGCCAGGAAAUCGUCAUUGCGCUCGCUCAGGCCACGGGGAAAACUGGGCGUUUCACUUUGGUGGAAAAAUGGCGGGACAUGGAACGCCUUGUCCCACCCACGGAGGCACCUUUCAAAAAUGUUGCAAAGUGGGGCCAGUAUGCAAAUGACGUCACUUACUUUCUGCGUAAAUCAGGAAGCACAAAGAAGCGUCCCUCAUCGGCGAAACCCGCCCCGCCAGAAAGAACGUUCUUACGACAGAGCCUUCCUCCGAAGGCUGUAUCUAAAGAGGGAUUUGCCAACCAAAGAAAGGAGCCUUUGAGAAAAUCAUUGAACUCACAGGUAAGUGCCAAAGCUGACUUUGAGGCAAAAGAGUUUCAAGAAAAAGUGACGCAUCACCCAGACAGGUCGUAUGAUGAUCUGAUGAAGAUCGUGCGCUUCCAACAGGACAAGUUAAACUUUCAGAAGUGUCAGCUGACAAAGCUAGAUUCAGAAAUUCGAGACUACGAGCUGAUUGAGGAGACAGUGUCCAGCAACCAAAGCCAGGAGCUAGGCAGACUUGAAUCUCUCGGUAAAGAGUACGAGAGGCAGCUGCAGUCCCUGGAAAUAGUGGAAAUGGAACUAGCCAGGGAGCUAGCAGAACGGGACAGGCUGCAGACAGACAUCACCAGAGUUCAGGCGCAGAUUGCAGACACAGAGAAACAGCUGCAGCAGUUCUUAGCAAAGGUGGACAAGCUGAUGCAGGAGAUCGACCAGGAAAAGGAGAAGCAAAAAAUCAGUAACGAAAGUGCCAAAGAGCAGGAGCAGCAGCUGAGUGCAGAGAUCCAGGACUUGAAGAAGGAGAUCGCCCAGCAACUGGAAGAGCACAACCGCUACUCCAAGGAGCUCUCCCAGGUGGAGGAACAAAUCAAAGAUGUGGAAAACGAGAUAGACCAAAAGAACAAGAACCUGGAAGUUUUGGGGAAGGAACUGAAGAACGUGAACUUCCAGGACUUUGUGAAGACUACAGGGUACAUAGUGGAGGUACCACCAACAGCAACUAAUGGAGACUCGCCACCAACAGAUGUAGAUGUGCCAAACAAAACUACACCGACACAAGACCCCAAGACACAGGACACAAAGACAGUCCUUGUGACAUCGCGGCCCAACAGUGCCAGGAAGAUCCUGAACCCACGAGAACUCCAGUCUGCUGUUCCCACCACAAGAAACCCAGAGGGGAUAUGGGUGUAGGAGGAGGGCUCAGCUUAGAUCGGCAUUCACACAUCGUGUUAUCCCCCGGUAGGGAACAGGGUCCAAGUUCACAUGUUGUACCUCUGGAGUAGGUCAAAGCACCUGAUCAUCCAAUCAUGUUUAAAUGAUGCUUAAUAUGAAAAUCAUACCUGCUGUUGUGCAACCAUGAUGUGCUGCAAUUAGUGUACUAAACUCCAGUUCACUUCAUGUAGUCUCUGUCACUGAGCCCGGAGGUACCCGGUACGUGCUGUACUGAGAUGUACUGCCCUCUAGUGAUGUACAUGUGAACUACACUACAUAUACAAUAAUGACUGUCUAAGACUUGUUUAGUCCAGGGUCUGCUUUAGUCUUAAAUGUCAAGCAGAGUAUAGAUCAUGAUUGAUGACUGCAAUGCAUUGAUAGAAUAAAAAUUGAAUAUGUCCACAUUUUCCAAUAUCCAUGUACUAGUUGCCAACUUACGCAUUUUGCUACCUUCUGAAGGGUGGGAGUGCUGGUUAAGAUGAUUUAUAUGAAUGAAAAGAGCUGUUAAUGUUUAAGAAAGUUUUACAUUUCUUAUUACAUUUAUAUCUACACUCAUUCACAGUCUCAGUCCUUGGCCUUUUAUCAUGGAUAUAUGGAUGAAAGCUAUUGUAUAUGUAUGUGCAUUUACCUCUUCUUUAUUAAUUAUUUUUCUUCCAGGAAUAAGUAAAUUCAGUCAGAGGCUCUCCUGAAUGAUCAACAUAUAACAAAUUUCAUUUUGAUAUUAUAUUUGGUUUCCUACAAAUUUUUUCUUUUAAGCAGAUUAUCUGAGGUUAGUUCCACAGGGGAAUAAUGACAACAGGAACCUCGGUGAGAGAUAUUUUGUUUCACAAAGUCACAUACUUAGGAAGGUUUACAAUGCCUUUAUAUGCACUUCUAUUUCUGUUAAAAUCCUUGUACUUAAGUAAAGUCAAUUUUGUAUGUUUUGUACUUUAUUAAGUCGCUGUAUCAAGCACAAUUGCUGAUACUGCAUGGUUAUUAUUAUAAUUUAUGUAUCAAAUACUUUGUACUAGGGUAUUAUAAUUUAUGUAUCAAAUACUUUGUAACCUUUGUACAUUUGUAAUCAUGUCAUGUCAAUACGCUGUGUUAUAUGCCUGUAAUUUUUGUACAGAAAAUUUGUACAGUGUUUGUUGGGUGGUUGUUGUACCAUGAAUGACAUAGGGGCCAACAGCUCGUUAAAUUGCAUGUCAAGUAAGUCAUGAGAGUGCAAGAGACAAAUAACUUUGACUGGUAGAUAUUCAUCAUUUAACUAAUGUGUUACAGCUUCUGUUUUAUAAUUACAUGAUACUUUGAUAGUCACUGCAGGAGAGUGACACGUGAAUGCAGACAUGUAUGUACAAUGUAGCUAACAUUUGGACCAGACCAUGAUAACUGAAGGGAUAAAUACAUUACAAUACCAAGCAUGUGUAGCUUUGACUCUCAUCAGCUCAUCUUUUGACUUUUUCUCUUAUUUGUAGUGGUAUCGUAGUCAAAGUUACAUGGAAAGUAAAAAAAGCAUCCUUACCCAUGAAGCAAAUGUAAUUUUUUUAUUAGCUAUGCAUGCGACAAAGGAGUAUGUCACUGUUGCCCAUAUAGUGCAGAACCUUGUGUACAGUAGAUGGAGUUUGGAUAUUGACCAGUUUCCAUGACAGACCAAGACUGUGGACAAGCUUGGUACAUGUAUUUCUCAUUUAGAGAAUUUGUGAACAGGUUUGGAUGAAAAUGAGACAUGGUCUGCCCUGUAUAACGUAUGAUGUGAUACUAGAGACAAUAAUACAGAAUACACUUAGUCAGGUACAUCACCUCACCUGGUACUGAAAUUGUAAUAUUGACAGCAUUGUUUUCUUCCCUUUAACUUUCUCGCUCCAUAUAUUGUCUUGUAUUAAUGACUGCAACAUUUAAUCUCAACCACGUAUCCAUUGUCUAGUUUUGGAAAUGCUUACAAUGAUAAAAAAGAUAUGUAUGAUACAUACACACAUAUUUAAAAACGUAUGCAUUUAACUUCACCUUCUCGAACUUGUUUCAUUCCAUAGAUUUCCAACUACCAUUGAUGCAUGUGCAUGGUGUAGUCAAAAUACCAAGUGCUGAAAUUCAACUUUUGCUAAUACAGUGUUACAUGGAAAGGCCACACUGACUUGAUUUCAUGGAUGACAUCCUCUGGAGACCCCAAAACUAAUGAGAGAGAGAAAAAAAAAUGCUUCUCAACCACAGGAUUACAAUGCUGGUAUUAUAAAUUGGACCACAGAACAUGGUAUCAAAAGAAACAUGUAGGUUGUUUUGUUCAUCUUAGCAGACUCAGCUGAAGUAAUUGAUUUUGAUAUGUUGACAAGAAUGAUCAAAGAAGUUUGCUGUUAGAAGACCUGGUAUAUGACACAAAGGACUGGAUGAUAUAUGACUGACAAUAAUACUCAAAAGGGCAGUUUGUCCAAGGGUUUGACCAAAUUAUUGUUUUGCAGUAAUACUAGUUUGCAACAAGUUUUACGUAAGCCAGGACAUGCUGACCUUUUGUAGCAAUAUGUAUAUCAGUCAACAAGUUCCGGACUUGCGUGGAGCCUGCAGAUGUCAUCCAUAAACUCAAGUCAGGGAGGCCUAAAUAGUCUCAUGUUGACACCUGUGCUACAGUCUACAGAUGUUGAUUACAUUUUCAAGGUGCAGUUGCAUAUGCUCCUAAUGUUUGAAGGCUAACCACAAAACUGGAUAAUGAUGCAUCACGUGUAUCUAAAGAUUCAUAUCUUACUUUAACCAGUACUUAAUCCCACACUUACAAACACUAUGUUACCAACAGGCACAGAAUCUCCUUUGUGUUUUAAAGUUUAGACUGAUGCACAUGUACAUUUUACUGACAUGGACUUGUAUUUCUAAUGUGGAAUGUAAAUUAUAUAGCUACAUGUAUUUCCUGUACUUAACCAUCACUAUUGCUCAGAUAUUUGCUUUAUCUUACUUUACUGUAAAGUUUGAAAUCAGACAUUAUUCAUUGUAAAACAUGUUGUGACAAUGGUGACAAUUAGAUUCUACAGGACAUGUUAUAAACUGAAGAUAGGUGGGAAAUGUACUUACAAUUCUUGACGUGCCAAAUAUGUAGCCCAGUCAUACAUAUCACAUCACCACCAUGCUGUCUUGCAAUAAAAACAUCAAAUACUCCUUA